AUGAUCAUAAGACUUGGUAAAAAUGGAUAUAGAGAUUUAUUUGAAUAGGCUAAAUAAAAUAAUUUUUUAUUAUUGAAAUUGAUGUUAUUGGGAAAAAAAGCUGCAAUGGUUGCUGAAAGAGUUAUGACAGAUAUAAAGAAAUAUCUCUAAAGAAGAAAGAAAAGCAGUUGCUUAUCAUGA
Molecule: messenger RNA, 180 nt
Organism: Paramecium pentaurelia
Lineage: Eukaryota; Ciliophora; Oligohymenophorea; Peniculida; Parameciidae
Source: the annotation of a GenBank genome assembly